UGUUCACCACCACCAUCACCUUACCAAGCUAAAAAAAUGGACUCUUCUGAGUACGCAUUCAGCCAUUUCAAUGGGGGCAACUUCAACAUGUUCCAACCCGAUUUCAUGCCAGAAGAAACUGAUUUCGAUACACUCAUUAGCGCCAUUCGAAGCGAGCCUGCAGCAGAUCCAACUGAAAGUUACUAUUUAGACUACGGAUACAAUCACUUUACCAACUCCUGUACGGAGCUGCCGGUUGUGCAGCCGCUGUAUGGUCACAAUGAUGAUGUUCUUGCUGCCGGUGCUGACUUCGGCGGUUAUGAGAUGAUGGAUCCAAACUCGGGUCUGGUUUGGAACCAGGGAAUGGAGGAUAUGAAGGCUUUCUGCGAUGAUGAUUCGUCUGAGUCCGUACCAAACGAUAAAGCGGAAACUACAAAGAGCACCGGCAAUGGCUCGAAGGCUGAUCGGGCGAGGACUUUGAUUUCCGAGCGGAAGAGAAGAAGCGGAAUGAAGGAGAAGCUCUACGCGUUGCGUUCGUUGGUACCCAAUAUAACCAAGAUGGAUAAAGCUUCGAUCGUUGGAGAUGCAGCACGAUACAUUCAAGAUCUUCAAACACAAUCGAAGAAUUUAAGGGCUGAGAUUGCAACAAUUGAAGCGACUAAAGCCCUAAAUGCAUCAUCAUCCCAGAAUUCGGAAAAGGUUUACGUUUCACACCAAUUUCCGACACCGAAGAAGAUAUCAAAGUUGGACAUGUUUCAAGUUGAGGAGAAAGGAUACUAUGUAAGACUCAUUUGCAACAAAGGACGCAGUGUUGCAGCUUCACUUCAUCGAGCACUCGAGUCAAUCACGAGCUUUCAAGUCCAAAGCUCGAAUUUAUCGACCGUUGAUGAUGAUUUUGUCUUGACAUUCACGUUAGAUGUUACCGCAUACGGAUUUGACAUAAACUUGGCAAAUUUGAAGCUAUGGCUUUCGAGUGCUUUUAUCAACCAAGGUUUUGAGUUCAACACGUUUCCCUAGUCCCAAACGAAUUGAAUCCAUAUUUGAGGAACGUUGAUAUGCAUGCACUUGUGUGGCAUUUUUAAACUCUCACACUCACAUGCAUCAUGAGUUGUUUAUGAGAUUUUUUGUAUAUGUCUCACUACCGACACGUACCUUUUGUUUACUUGUGAGGGACUGUGAAUGCGGUAAUAAAAAAAUAAAAUAAAGCUUAUUUUGUCUUA
Molecule: messenger RNA, 1199 nt
Organism: Helianthus annuus (common sunflower)
Lineage: Eukaryota; Viridiplantae; Streptophyta; Magnoliopsida; Asterales; Asteraceae
Product: transcription factor FER-LIKE IRON DEFICIENCY-INDUCED TRANSCRIPTION FACTOR
Exons: 4
Coding region: 37-996 (319 amino acids)
Biological process (GO): regulation of DNA-templated transcription
Cellular component (GO): nucleus
Molecular function (GO): protein dimerization activity; sequence-specific DNA binding; DNA-binding transcription factor activity
Source: RefSeq, a predicted model, not a curated record